Molecule: messenger RNA, 2550 nt
Organism: Aspergillus oryzae RIB40
Lineage: Eukaryota; Fungi; Ascomycota; Eurotiomycetes; Eurotiales; Aspergillaceae
Product: AP-1 complex subunit gamma
Exons: 5
Coding region: 1-2550 (849 amino acids)
Biological process (GO): Golgi to vacuole transport; intracellular protein transport; receptor-mediated endocytosis
Cellular component (GO): Golgi apparatus; AP-1 adaptor complex; membrane coat
Molecular function (GO): clathrin-cargo adaptor activity
Source: RefSeq, a predicted model, not a curated record
AUGACAUCCCUCAAGCAAUUCAUCCGAAAUGUACGAUCUGCCAAGACAAUCGCCGAUGAACGGGCGGUGAUUCAAAAAGAGAGCGCGGCCAUUCGUGCGUCGUUCAGGGAAGAGAGCCAUGAUUCGGGCAUACGGAGAAACAAUGUUGCCAAGUUACUUUAUCUUUUCACCCUCGGUGAGCGGACGCACUUCGGUCAGAUCGAAUGUCUGAAACUGCUGGCGUCCCACCGCUUCGCAGACAAGCGAUUGGGAUACCUGGGUACUAUGCUGUUGCUAGAUGAGAAUCAAGAAGUGUUGACACUGGUGACAAACUCGCUAAAGAAUGAUCUUAACCAUUCCAACCAAUAUAUCGUCGGACUUGCCCUUUGCGCCCUGGGAAAUAUCGCCUCCGUCGAGAUGUCCAGAGAUCUGUUCCCGGAAGUCGAGUCUCUUCUUUCUACCGCAAAUCCAUAUAUCAGGAGGAAGGCGGCGCUGUGUGCUAUGCGGAUAUGUCGCAAAGUGCCAGACCUGCAGGAACAUUUCUUAGAGAAGGCCAAGACCCUCUUGUCAGACAGGAACCAUGGCGUUUUGUUAUGCGGCUUGACCUUGGUAAUAGACAUGUGCGAAGCGGAGGAGGCUGAGGAAGGACAAGAAGGCGUGAUCGAGAUGUUCCGACCUCUGGCUGGUGGUCUCGUACGGGCUCUAAAGGGAUUGACAACCUCCGGAUACGCCCCGGAACAUGACGUUUCUGGAAUCACGGAUCCCUUCCUUCAGGUCAAGAUCUUACGCCUCCUUCGAGUACUAGCAAGAGGAGACGCGGCAACAAGCGAACUGAUUAACGACAUUCUGGCCCAGGUGGCUACCAAUACUGAUUCGACAAAGAACGUCGGCAACGCUAUCCUCUACGAGGCCGUCCUCACCAUCCUUGACAUUGACGCUGAUUCGGGUCUAAGAGUCCUAGGCGUCAACAUUCUCGGAAAAUUCCUCACCAAUAAGGACAACAAUAUUCGUUACGUGGCUCUUAACACGCUGAACAAGGUUGUCGCGAUCGAGCCCAACGCUGUGCAGAGGCAUCGCAACACCAUCCUGGAGUGUCUCCGCGAUCCCGAUAUCAGUAUCAGAAGGCGAGCCCUUGACCUUAGCUUCAUGCUGAUAAAUGAAAGCAACGUCCGUGUUAUCAUCAGAGAGCUUCUUGCUUUCUUAGAAGUCGCGGAUAACGAGUUCAAGCCUGCGAUGACUACUCAGAUCGGCAUUGCUGCCGAUCGCUUUGCGCCGAACAAACGCUGGCAUGUUGACACGAUCCUCCGGGUCCUCAAAUUGGCUGGUGCCUAUGUCAAAGAGCAGAUCUUAUCCUCCUUUGUGCGUCUCAUUGCGACUACCCCAGAAUUGCAAACCUACUCCGUGCAAAAGCUCUACAUGUCGCUGAAAGAAGAUAUCUCGCAGGAGGGUCUCACUCUUGCUGCAACUUGGGUUAUUGGAGAGUACGGCGACAACCUUCUUCGGGGUGGUCAGUACGAGGAAGAGGAGCUAGUCAGGGAGGUCAAGGAAAGUGACCUCGUUGAUCUAUUCAACAAUAUUCUCAACAGUACAUAUGCAACACAAACAGUGGUCGAGUACAUUACCACUGCUUCGAUGAAGCUUACCGUGCGCAUGUCGGAGCCAGCUCAAGUCGAACGCCUCCGCCGCUUCCUGAAUAGCCGAACUGCCGACUUGAGCGUGGAAAUCCAGCAACGAGCUGUGGAGUACACCAAUCUUUUCGGCUACGACCAGAUUCGUCGAGGUGUUCUGGAACGUAUGCCACCUCCUGAGAUUCGUGAAGAACAGAGAGUCCUGGGUGCUCCGACAAAGAAGCGUCAGAGCAAAAUCCUCAAGGACAAGACUAAGAAGGCUGCCAAACCAGCCGAACAGGAUAUGCUCCUUGACCUCAUGGGCGGUGAUGCUCCAGCAACCAGCCCAACUGGCAACGGAUCCCAAAAUACAGCCGACCUGCUGGCAGACAUUCUCGGCGGGGACUCAGGGCUCUCGUCCCCUGCCCCUCAGCCGGCGCAGAAGCCGGCGCAGAAGCCGGCGCAGUCCAACACAGCUGCCAUCAUGGAUCUGUUUAGCUCUAAUGGAAACACCCCGUCGCCCCGUCCAGCUGAGCCGGCGUCGUCGUCUAUGGACCUCCUUGGAGGCCUUGGAUCCGCCGCACCUGCGGCUUCCACCCCUCCACCCUCGGCACCCGCUGCCCCUGCUCAUACUGCAUUCAAUAAGAACGACCUCUCUCUGACUUUGCAGGUCCAGCGGGGCAGCAGCGGCAAUGCACAGAUCCAGGCUCGUUUCCGAAACUCCUCGAACUUCACUAGCUUCUCCGGUGUUGGACUACAGGCUGCGGUACCCAAGAGCCAACGGCUUCAACUCAGCGCAAUCAACAAGCCCGACCUCGAGGCCGGUGAGGAAGGUAUUCAACUCCUAAAGGUCGCCUCUUUAAAUGGAGCUCUCCCACCCAAACUCCGCCUCCGUCUGCGUAUCACAUACUCCAAGGACGGAUCAGAUCCCGUGACAGACCAGGUCGACUGGACCGAGCCGUAA